Alternaria conjuncta is the source of this 666-nucleotide messenger RNA. RefSeq lists its product as uncharacterized. Bases 1 to 666 code for a protein of 221 amino acids. NCBI's taxonomy places the organism in Eukaryota, Fungi, Ascomycota, Dothideomycetes, Pleosporales, Pleosporaceae. The transcript has 3 exons. Gene Ontology annotation, molecular function: glutamic-type endopeptidase activity. Gene Ontology annotation, biological process: proteolysis. The record is from RefSeq and is a predicted model, not a curated record.
AUGAAAACCAGUACUAUUCUCGCGUGCUGGGUGUCAGCUGCAUCUGCCGCCUUCGACUUGAAUCGUGGGGGUGCAGUACUCAAAGCGCCUCAAGACGACUCGUUUGCCAGCGUAACAGGCACUUUCACAGUACCGAACUUAUCGGGUAGCAACCGACUCUCGAUCUGGGUCGGCAUUGGGGACACACUUGAACAGGAGAACGUACUCGGUGGUGGCAUCGUGUACAACAGUACGCUCAGAAGCUUCUCUGCAUACUUCCCCGGUCCAGUGACAGAUACCACUUCGACGGUUCCUGUUGCCAACGGUAACUCUAUCACCGUGACAGUCAGCGUGGCUACUGCAGGGGGUACUGUGACGAUUGAGAACAAGACGCAGAACAAGAGGACAACACAAACACUCGCAGCUCCGAAUGGCGUGGAUCCGUCCUCUCUGACUGCGCUGGCGGCAAACUGGUUCGUGCAGGCAUACCAGGUGAUCCCAGGCCAGCUUGUAGCUACACCAAAUUUUGGAACAGUAUCGUUUACUGCAGUUUCGGCGACUACGAAGAGCGGCACGAAUGUCCCGCUCUCCGGCGCAGGUCGAUAUGAGAUACAAGGAACGAGUGGACAGAUGUACUCGAAGACAACAGUAUCGAACACUGGUAUUUCUGUGCAGAGACAGGCGUAG